AUGAAAGAGCAAAUUAACUUUUUUUCCAGCGUGGUGUCAAAGUUGUACCAGCAUGCUCUGGCCUUGGUGUUUGCUGUGAAUGAGAUCAAUGAGAAUCCAAACAUCUUGCCCAAUAUUACUAUUGGGUUCCACAUGUAUGACAGCUACUAUGAUGCGAGGAUGACAUAUCAUACUACUCUGGAUCUGCUCUUCAAAUCCCAUAGGUUUGUUCCUAACUAUACAUGUGACAACCAAAGAAGCCUAAUAGCUGUCAUUGGAAGCCUUGGUUCUGAAAUCUCCUUAUGCAUGUCAGAUGUAUUAGGCCUCUACAAGAUCCCACAGCUCACCUACAGCUCUUUUGCCCCGGAAGAGAAUGGAAAAGCACAGUUUCCAUACUUGUACCACACAGUCCCAAGUGAAUCUCAUCAGUACAGAGGGAUUAUCCAGUUACUUCAGCAUUUUCGAUGGACGUGGGUUGGGCUCUUUGUUGUUGAUGAUGACAGUGGAGAACAUUUUUUGCAAGUUAUGGAGCCAUUGCUUUCUCAGAAUGGAAUUUGUUCAGCCUUCACUGAAAGAAUCCUAAAGGAAGCUUUUUGGCGUACUGACACUGAGAUGGAUAAUAUGGGUGAAAACAUGUAUCUGCGUCUCACAGACAGCAAAGCCAGAACAUGUAUUGUCUAUGGUGAAAUGAUGACCAUUUUAUUGCUGAUUCUUAUAACAAAUUUUUUAUAUAAAGAAAUAUCCUUGGGAAAUGUGUGGAUUAUGACAGCCCAGAUUGAGUUUGCAUUCGCAAGCAUCCAAAUGGAUGCAAAUCUGCAAGCAUUCCAAGGUGCCAUUUCCUUCACAAUACACUCAAAUCACCUUCUAAAGUUCAAGGAAUUUCUUCAGAUGGUAAAGCCUUCCCGGACACAAGGAUAUGGUUUUCUCAAGGAUUUCUGGGAGCAAGCAUUUGACUGUACAUUUCUGAAUCUCCAGGAAAAGGAGGUCCACAGAAUAUGUACUGGGGAGGAGAAGCUAGAGAGCCUUCCUGGACCUUUGUUUGAAAUUGGUAUGACUGGUCACAGCUACAGCAUCUAUAAUGCUGUCUAUGCUGUGGCACAUGCUUUCCAUGCAAUGUAUUCAUCUCGAUCCAACCACAGAGUAAUAGUGGAAGGUAAAAUCCUCCAGUUUCAGGAUUUCAGGCCUUGGCAGCUCCAUUCAUAUUUUCAAGGCAUUUGGUUUAACAACUCAGUUGGAGAGACAGUGUCCUUUAAUCAUAACAGAGAAAUGGAAGAUGGAUUUGACAUCAUGAACAUGGUAACAUUCCCAAAUAACUCAUUCCUUAAAGUGAAAAUUGGAAGCAUUCAACACAAGGCUCUUACAGGAGAAUUCAUCAUUAAUGAUGAUCUAAUCGUGUGGCACAGAAAAUUUACUCAGAUUCCACCUGUUUCAUCGUGUAGUAACUCUUGCCAGCCUGGUUAUCAGAAGAAAAAGAAAGAAGGAGAAAAAUUUUGCUGCUACGAUUGUGUUCUAUGCCCUGAAGGAAAGAUUUCAAACCAAAAUGACAUGGAUGAUUGUUUCAUGUGCCCAGAAGAUCAAUAUCCAAGCAAGGACAGAGAUGUAUGUAUUCUGAAAGUUAUACACUUUCUAUCUUAUGAAGAACCAUUAGGGACAAGUUUAGCCUCAGCUGCAGUUUCUUUUUCCCUGAUCACUGUUUUAGCACUAGGAAUUUUUAUUAAGCACAAAAAUACCCCCAUUGUAAAAGCCAAUAACCAUGUCAUCACCUACACUCUUCUCAUCUCUCUCCUGCUCUGUUUUCUCUGUUCUUUCCUAUUUCUGGGGCAACCAAGGAAGCUAACUUGCUUUUUUCGACAAUCUACUUUUGGCAUCAUCUUCUCAGUGGCUGUUUCUUGUGUGUUGGCCAAAACCAUCACUGUGGUUCUAGCGUUCAUGGCUACCAAACCAGGGUACAGCAUGAGGAAAUGGCUGGGGAAAAGACUGACCAACUCCAUUGCGUUUUCCAGUUCCUUUGUUGAAGUAGUCAUUUGUACAGUGUGGCUAGCAACCACUCCUCCAUUCCCAGAUUUUGAUAUGCAUUCAUUGAUUGGAGAGAUAAUAGCAGAAUGUAAUGAAGGAUCUGUCAUUAUGUUUUAUAUUGUCCUGGGUUACAUGGGAAUUCUGUCCAUUAUAAGUUUCACUGUGGCUUUCCUAGCCAGAAAGUUACCAGAUAGUUUUAAUGAAGCCAAAUUUAUCACUUUCAGUAUGCUCAUGUUUUGCAGUGUGUGGUUGUCUUUUGUUCCAACCUACUUGAGCACCAAGGGGAAAUACAUGGUAGCUGUGGAAAUCUUCUCUAUCUUAGCUUCCAGUACUGGGUUAUUGGGUUGUAUCUUUUCCCCCAAAUGCUACAUUAUUUUGCUGAGGCCUGAACUGAACAUUAGGGAGCAGCUAGUAAGGAGAAAUAAGUAA
Messenger RNA from Hemicordylus capensis (graceful crag lizard), 2424 nucleotides. Its product is annotated as vomeronasal type-2 receptor 26-like. Gene Ontology annotation, molecular function: G protein-coupled receptor activity. The transcript is spliced from 5 exons. The record is from RefSeq and is a predicted model, not a curated record. Gene Ontology annotation, cellular component: membrane. NCBI's taxonomy places the organism in Eukaryota, Metazoa, Chordata, Lepidosauria, Squamata, Cordylidae. The coding region runs from base 1 to 2424 and encodes 807 amino acids. Gene Ontology annotation, biological process: G protein-coupled receptor signaling pathway.